Messenger RNA from Musca vetustissima, 1914 nucleotides. RefSeq names its product zinc finger protein 3 homolog. Gene Ontology annotation, cellular component: nucleus. The transcript is spliced from 4 exons. Lineage: Eukaryota; Metazoa; Arthropoda; Insecta; Diptera; Muscidae. Gene Ontology annotation, molecular function: zinc ion binding; RNA polymerase II cis-regulatory region sequence-specific DNA binding; DNA-binding transcription factor activity. The record is from RefSeq and is a predicted model, not a curated record. Gene Ontology annotation, biological process: regulation of transcription by RNA polymerase II. Bases 1 to 1914 code for a protein of 637 amino acids.
AUGAUCUACCUUUGCCGCCUUUGUGCAUCGCUAAAGAAACCGGACCACUUGAUUACCAUCAACGAUGAGACAAAUGAUAUUUGCCAAAAGGCCAAGGAGUGCUGUCAGGUCCACAUACGAAUGCAGGAUCUAAAACCGAAACAAGUUUGUCAGGAAUGUGUGGAGUCAUUAAAUGACUAUUAUAAGUUCUAUAUUAAAGUAAAAGAGGCUCAGGAGGCAUUAGAGACUAUUUAUCCCACGCCUGAGGAGGACAAGGGGAAGAAUGGAGAAGUUGCGACAAACAAGGAGAAGGUGACAGAUGAAGUGGCACAGCCUGUGGAAAUAGGGACACAAGCCGAUGAUGAGGACAAUUUGCUACAGGAACUCGAAAGUCCUGAAAAUAGUUCGCCUAAACGUACUAAAGCCCAAGCUGUAAGACGGGAAAGGGACAGAGUAAAACCUGCGACCAAAAGGAAUCCAACCAAUACAAAAAUAAGAAAAAUUGUUAAUAAAGAAUCGAUCAAAGUUAAACAGGAAAGAACCAGCGAUAAUGAAAUUCCAGCACCCAGACAUCCCUCAGCCAUAAAACGGCAAACCGAAGUUAUUGUGACAAAUGAAGCUGACGAGGAUGAUAAUGACAAUGAUGGGUAUUUGGAGGAGGUCUAUACCAUAUUAAAUAUGGGAAAGGGUAGUAAUAGUGAUGGAGAUGAUGGCUAUGAUGAAAUGCAGUUACAAGAAGAACGGGAAUGUAAUGAAAAUAUACAUAAAGGGGAACCAAAUGAUCAAUCAUAUAUGGGAGAUGAAACUUCGGAAUAUUAUGAGGUUGAGGACCAGGUUAACAAUACUAAAUUAAGUGGAACCAAUGAAGGGGAAUAUCAUGAAGAGGACACGGUCAAUGAUGAACAGAUCUAUUUGGAGGAGAGUAAUGCAAAUGAAUACGAUAUGGAGGAGGUAGAGGAAGAGGAUGUAGGCAAUGAAAAUUAUGAGGUAGCGGAGGACUCCUCCACCUUACCACCCCAUUUGCAAUUGUCACAUUGGACCUCAUAUCCAUUUCUUUGCAGCUCUUGCGACUACAAAGCCGUAACACCUAUGGAUCUAUUCAAUCAUGCCAAUAGCACACACUCCAUUGAAAAUCUUCAAGAUCUGCAAUAUAAAUGCUAUGAUUGCAAGCAAUUAAUUAACCAUUAUGUUACGUUCCUGAAUCACAUUCGUUUUGAACAUCAUCCAGCAUUGAAAUUGAAAUGUGAUGCCUGUGAUAUUGCCUGUAAAGAUUAUGUCCAUUAUGCCAAUCAUCGUAGUCGUGAUUGUACACAGCUUGCACAAUAUCCCGAAGUUGUACCCUGUAAACAAUGCUUUCGUAAUUUCGAUUCGAAUACUAGUUUACAAGCACAUACCCGGCAGUAUCAUUCGGGGGCGGGCAAGAAGCCAAAAUAUAAAUGCCAAUAUUGCAGCAAGGAAUAUACAUGGAGGCGUAGCCUGCUCAAUCAUGAAAUGUCACACGGAUAUAAACGUGAAUUUGCCUGCACGAUAUGUGGCAAGAAAUUCUUUAGUAAAAUUCAUUUGGAAUCGCACAUCUUUACGCAUAAUUCAGAGAAACCAUUUGAAUGUGAUAUUUGUCAUAAAAAUUUUAAGACGGCAACAAUUAUGGAACGUCAUAAAAUUGUUCACACCGAUAAAAAACCAUUCGCAUGCCAAUUUUGUCCGAAAACAUUUCGUACGCGAAUGGAAAGUAUCACGCAUGAGAGGGUACACACCGGUGAGACUCCGUUAGAGUGUAAAUUCUGUGAGAAACGUUUUCGUUUUCGCAGUGCAUUGAGCGCCCAUUUAAAGGUUCACUUGGGUAUUAAGGAACACGCUUGCCAACAUUGUCCAAAGACAUUUACCGAUAUAUCGAAUUUCUAUAAACACAUAAGACGUAAACAUGCAGAUGUUUAA